AUGGAGCAGCCCCGGCAGCGGGAAGAGGCUGCGGCCGAAGGCGGCGACGGCCCCGGCUGGAGCCGGGAGCCCCCCGGGGACGGGGACGGCGCUGCCUGGAACGGGAGCUGCGGGCGGCCACCGGCCACCGGCCUGGAGGACGACGACGACGACGACCACGACCUGCCCCUGCCCAGCCCCGAGUGCUCCUGCCGCUGCCGGGGGGAGCCGGCCGCCCCCCCGAGCCCCGCGGCCGAGCGGCGGGACGGAUCCUGCAGCCUGACCUGUCACAACCGGGCCGCCGCCGCGGUGCCGCCGCCCCGAGGGCAGGAGGAGGGCGAGGAGGACGGAGCCGGCGAGGACGGCGCGGGGAAGGGGGCCCGGAGGACACGGAGGCGUCAGAGGCAUCGCUCGGCCCCCAAGGAGAAGGAGGAGGGCGGCCGGCGCGAGGGCGGCGCGGGCAAGCGGCACCGGCCGGCGCGGAAGAGGAGCCGCGGGGACGGGGCCGAGUCACCGGGGCCGGCCGGCUGCCGGGGGCUGCUGGCGGCGGCGCUGGCCGAGGCGCGCAGGCUGGGCGCGGAGGCCGGUGGGCGGCUGCUCUGCUCCUGCUGCCACCUCGGUGCCCGCGACCUGGCCUCGGCGCAGGCCGGCGUGCGGAGCUGGGGCCGGCGAGUGGGCCAGCGGGCCCGCAACGGCUCCCUGAGGGCGGCCCGCUGGCUGCGGGCCGGGGCAGGGCUCUUCCUCCGCCUGCUCUGGAUGCUCUGCGCGCUGCUCCUCCUCCUCCUCAUGCUGCUCCUGGGCAGCCUGCGGCUCUGCUGGCGCCUGGGCGCUGCCGCGCUGGCCGCCGGCGUGGAUCGGCUGGGCAGGAGCCAGCGGGCGGCCUGGCUCCUUGCGCUCCUGGACGCGGCUGUGCUGCGCAGGACGUGGGGGCUCCUCGGGGAGAGCCGGACGUGCCGCUACCUCUGGGACUGGCUGCAGAGGCGGCGCGCUCCCCCCUGGGCGCCCGGGGAGGGUCGGACGGGCGGGCCGGGGGACGCGGCGCCUGGUCCCGACGGGGGGGCUCCCGCCGCCGGCUCCGGGGAGGAGGUGAGCCGCUUGCUGGCCAUGGCGGGGGUGCCCGAGGAGGAGCUGAAUCCCUUCCAGGUGCUGGGCGUGGAGGCGACGGCGUCGGACGCCGAGCUGAAGAAGGCCUAUCGCCGGCUGGCGGUGCUGGUCCACCCGGACAAGAACGAGCACCCGAGGGCGGAGGCAGCGUUCAAGGUGCUGCGGGCGGCCUGGGACAUCGUCAGCAGCCCGGAGAGGAGGAAGGAGUACGAGAUCAAGCGGAUGGCGGAGAGCGAGCUGACGAGGUCCAUGAGCGAGUUCCUGAGCCGGCUGCAGGACGACCUGAAGGAAGCCAUGAACACCAUGAUGUGCAGCAAGUGCCAGGGGAAGCACAAGAGGUUCGAGAUGGACCGAGACCCCCUCAGCGCCCGCUACUGCGCCGAGUGCGGCGGGCUGCACCCCGCUGAGGAGGGCGACUUCUGGGCCGAGUCCAGCCUGCUGGGGCUGAAGAUCACCUACUUCGCCAUGAUGGACGGGAAGAUCUACGACAUCACGGAGUGGGCCGGCUGCCAGCGCGUGGGGAUCUGCCCGGACACCCACCGCGUCCCCUACCACAUCUCCUUCGGCUCGAGGAGCUCCGGGCCGGCCGGGCGGCAGAGGAGCGCCUCCAAGGGCAGCCCCACCUCGGCUGCCGACCUGCAGGACUUCUUCACCCGCGUCUUUCAGGGGAGCUCAGGACCGAUGCCCGGGGGGCCCUUCCCGCCGCCCCCCGCCCCCCCGGGGGCAGCGGCCCCCCCCGGGGGACCCCCAAGGGCGGAGGGGGCUGCCCCCAAGAGCGACGCCAAGCACAAGAGGCGGAAGAAGGUGCGUCGGCCGUUCCAGCGCUGA
Molecule: messenger RNA, 1911 nt
Organism: Gavia stellata (red-throated loon)
Lineage: Eukaryota; Metazoa; Chordata; Aves; Gaviiformes; Gaviidae
Gene: DNAJC14
Product: DnaJ heat shock protein family (Hsp40) member C14
Exons: 6
Coding region: 1-1911 (636 amino acids)
Molecular function (GO): dopamine receptor binding
Source: RefSeq, a predicted model, not a curated record